Coprinopsis cinerea okayama7#130 is the source of this 1317-nucleotide messenger RNA. RefSeq lists its product as hypothetical. The coding region runs from base 1 to 1317 and encodes 438 amino acids. NCBI's taxonomy places the organism in Eukaryota, Fungi, Basidiomycota, Agaricomycetes, Agaricales, Psathyrellaceae. The transcript has 2 exons. The record is from RefSeq and is a predicted model, not a curated record.
AUGAGCACCAUACACGCGACGCACGAUGGGUGGUCGCUUCCGCGCGAGAUCGUGUUCAAGAUCAUCGACCACAUUGCAGAUGAGCGGCGACGCAGGCCUCGUGGGUCUGCGGAACAGUAUACCGACUUUCCAUGCACGCUGGUUCUCAGAAACCUUGCCUUAACAUGCCGAUCGUUAUCCGACUACUGCCAUCCAAUCAUUUUCGCCGAAAUCACCGUCCGCGACCGAGAGCGUCCAGGGAGCGAUCAAUUUGCUUUCACCACCAAGCGUUGGGCAAAGUUGUUGGACCACUCGCAUGGAGUAGCCCGUCGCGUCAAUAGCCUGGUUAUAAGCAUUGGCAGCAGGGACUCGAUCGAGCCCUUGCAAUCAUGGUCAUCGAGCAGACGCAAGUGGAACCGACUCACGCGACGGUACUCGCUGGAAGCAGCGCGGAAAGCAUUCUUGAAGGCCGUCCAACAGGAUUACCCUUGCUUGGAGCAAUUGAACAUCCAGGUCGUGGCUCCGUGGCCAGCGCUACUCGCGGAGGUACAAGAAGGCAUUAUGAAGCUGCUAAGAACCUCGACUUUGAGCAGACUCAAGCUUGACUUGAGCGACUUCCCUCUAGAGCGAUUGAGGCUCUGCUGCAAUAUUCAGCAGCUCAUGCUUACGACGCACCUCCGACACCAUCCCUUCCCCAGACCGGUACCCACAGGUGAAGAGAGCCCAGGGUUCCGACUCGAGCUAAAAGGCCUGUACCUUUUUGGUGGCUAUGUGUCGGGAGAUGCGUUGGAAGGAAUGAUCUCGGAAUCAUCUCCACUCAAUCUGACGGAGUGCAACCACAUUCGACUCCCCAUCGACUUUAUGUCGUCGUUUUCAUCUAUUCAUGCGAAGUUCCUUGAACACGCCCCCAGAUUAACCACCUUGGAUUUAAUAUUCCGAAAGCCGAAGGAUCAGCCUCGAUUACCUUCCCUGCAAGUGCCGCUCAAUCUCGCCACCCUCCCCGCCCUCGAGGUUCUCAGUAUCACGGUAGAAAAUCCUACCGAAGAGCUCCAUUCGGUCUGCCACUGGCUUUCCUGUUCAGCUGGAACAAUUCCUGCCACCUCUCCGAGCGAACCGCCAAAGAUAAAGCUGUGCCUACGGGCCACUGGGAAGGAUGUUGGGGAGGAUAACACACUCGAGGGACAGGAUGCAUUGGAGAGAUUCUAUCGGGACGUGUGGUCUGGACUGCUGGGUAGGGCCGAGAGUGACUAUCCUGGCUUCAGGGCGCUAACCAUAUAUGGGCGGGGUUGGGUGAGCACGGAAGAGGUAAUUCGACUUGGUCGCCUUCCUCCCGGGUAA